AUGAAAAUUAUCCUGCUGGCAACGUUGGUGGCGGCGUGCUCGUGCGCCCGUCUGGACAACAACUAUCUGCCCCCACCGGGAGCGGCUUCUGCUGGUGGUGGCCCGGGACUGACGGCACCAUCGCCGGGUGGAGGUUCCCGACCGGGUGGUGCGGCUGGUGGUCCGGGAGGCUUCGGUGGUCCCGGUACGGCACCGGGCGGAGGAGGAUUUGGAGGUAGUGCACCGUCCGGUGCUGGAUUCGGUGGAGCUGGACCUAGCGCUGGAGGAUUCGGAGGUCAAGCACAACGACCGGGUGGAGUUGGUGGUGGUCCUGCGGCAGGUCGUCCAGGAACGCCUGCUCCUGCUUAUGGUCCUCCGUCCGGUGGAUUCGGUGGUGGUGCUCCGUCGGCCUUUGGCAGCGGUGCUGGAGCUCCCUCGGGUGGCUUCUCGUCUGGGGGAAGCGGAUUUGGAGGAGGAUCUCCAGGGGCUGCACCUGCCGGUCCAAGCCAACCGCCGAUCGAGAUCAUCUCCUAUGAGAACAUGAACAAUGGUGAUGGAACAUACAAAUACAGCUACGAAACGGCCAACGGUAUCAAGGUACAGGAACAGGGAGAUAUCAAGAACAAGGGCUCCGAGAACCAGAUCCCAAGCGUGACCGGUUCCUACUCGUAUACCGCCCCUGACGGACAGGUCAUCACCGUAACAUACAUCGCGGACGAGAACGGAUUCCAGCCUCAGGGUGACCAUCUGCCAACGCCACCACCAAUUCCGGAAGAAAUCCAAAAGGGACUUGACGCGAUCGCUGCUGCUCAAGCUGCCGGUGGUGGUGCUGCUGGCGGUCCAGGUGGCCCAAGUGGUGCAGGUGGAUAUCCUGGAGCGGCUGGCAAACCAUCCCAGGGCUAUCCUGGUUCGGUAACUGGAUCGGGUGGAUAUCCUUCCGGUGCAGGUGCACCAGGCGCAUCUGGACCAGGCGGCCGUCCAGGACAGGGUGGCUAUCCGAGCGGACCGGCCGGUGGAGCUGCUGGAUAUCCCGCCGCUGGUGGUCCUGCCGCACCCGGUGGUCCCGCUGGCUAUCCUUCCGGUGGUCCCGGAGCACCUGCUGCGCCACGUCCCAGCGCACCCGGAAGACCAUCAGGCAACGGGUCGUUUAAUCCGCAGUCCGGUUAUCAGUAUUAAAAUGCCACCAUUAUCACAUUAAGCCCGCAAACAUCAGAUGCACAAGUGCAUUUAAACAGAAAAGAAACAAAAAAAAGGAAA
This is a messenger RNA of Anopheles maculipalpis, 1236 nucleotides long. Its product is annotated as pupal cuticle protein 36-like. Gene Ontology annotation, cellular component: chitin-based extracellular matrix. Gene Ontology annotation, molecular function: structural constituent of chitin-based larval cuticle. NCBI's taxonomy places the organism in Eukaryota, Metazoa, Arthropoda, Insecta, Diptera, Culicidae. Bases 1 to 1155 code for a protein of 384 amino acids. The transcript has 4 exons. The record is from RefSeq and is a predicted model, not a curated record.